Molecule: messenger RNA, 2787 nt
Organism: Monascus purpureus
Lineage: Eukaryota; Fungi; Ascomycota; Eurotiomycetes; Eurotiales; Aspergillaceae
Source: the annotation of a GenBank genome assembly
UAUAAGACUGUGAAGCAGGGGGUGCUGUUCCAGAAUCUCUCGGCCUGAGCCCGUCUCCUGCAGCCACAACUGUCGUUAUCGCACUGUUUGCUCUCCGCUGGCUGAUUAUUUCUUCUUUCGACCCUCUUGCGCCUGUUCUUUAUCACCCCGUCUCCACCCCCUGCUUUCUCUUCGUAACUUAAAUCUCUGCGUACUUGGAUCAUCCAUUCUUCUUGUUAUUAUUAUUAUUAUUAUUAUUGUUCGCUCUUCACCGCAUCCAGUUCACUCCCUCUGUGCAAAUCUUCUUCCCCCAUAAAGCCCGCUGGACGGCAUUCCGUCUCGUCUAUUCUCACUCCUUCCGUGGCACACUCUGCCGUACUCCUGCACGAUUCAACCCCGCCUCCCUGGAUACGGAUACCCUAACCUCCUUGCUCCACCGGUCGUGACGAUUUUCUUUUCUGCUGGGAACGAAUACCCAGACUUGUUGCCGGAACCGCCAUUGGUAGUGUGAUGCUGUCCGGAAGAUCCACGCUGGAAUUCUGCGUCUUGUUUCGGACUGCUUCUGCUCUUGCCUGUGCUUGUGCUGUCUAGGAUGGGUAACUCGCAAGGGAAACCGGUGUGCUUCACCGAUCAAGUCAACUUGAACCAUUUCCGUCUCCUGCGUGUGGUUGGCAAAGGCGCUUUCGGCAAGGUUCGAAUCGUCGAACGGAAGGAUACUGGGUUGACAUUCGCUUUGAAGUAUAUUCGCAAAGAGGAAGUGGUUCGUUCGGAGAGUGUACGCAAUAUCAUCCGCGAGCGGCGAAUGCUCGAGCAUCUUGACCAUCCUUUCUUGUGCAAUCUGCGAUACAGCUUUCAGGAUAUAGAGUACAUUUACAUCGUGGUUGAUCUCAUGAAUGGCGGCGAUCUUCGAUUUCAUAUCUCGAGGAAAUGCUUUACUGAAGAAGCAGUACGAUUUUGGAUAGCGGAACUUGGCUGUGCCCUGCGAUAUAUCCACUCACAGGGCAUCGUGCAUCGUGACGUUAAGCCUGAUAAUGUGCUGCUGGACGAGGAUGGACAUGUCCACUUGGCCGACUUUAACGUGGCAUCGGAUUUCAGACCGGGGAAGCUUCUUACAAGCAAAUCAGGCACGCUAGCAUAUCUAGCUCCCGAGGUAUACGCUGGUCGUGGGUAUCUCUCAGAGGUGGAUUGGUGGUCACUGGGAGUCACACUCUACGAGUGCAUCUACAGCAGGCGACCCUUUGAGGGCCGUAGCCAGGAUACACUGAGCGAAGGCAUCCAAAAAGCCCAGCCGAAGUACUACGUCACCAACCCUGCGGUGUCCGUUCCGUGUCUCCGGGCCAUGGCCGCCCUGAUGGAGAAGGAUAGAUCCAAGCGGAUCGGGGCGAUAAGUUGGGAAAGUUUCACGACGCAUCCCUUCUUUGCGGAACUGGACUUUGAGGCCCUGGAGCGGAAAGAAGUACCGCCCAUCUUUAAACCAGCAAGUGAUAAAACCAACUUUGACGCAACAUACGACCUGGAGGAGUUACUCCUCCAAGAGGCCCCACUGGAAGCUCGAGCCCGUCGACAGAAACCGAGAGCAACGUUGAGGGAAGACGCAACUGCCAAGGAAAUUCGAGAGGACGAACUCCAUCGUCUCAUCGAGACCAUGUUUGAACCCUUCGACUAUACAACAGUUGGAUAUCGAGGCAACGCUGCCGAAGCCGUCGCAGCAGUAGAGUCCGCCGAAAACGGACUUCCUCCCGCUGCUGCGAUACCGACACCCUCAACGCACGCGAGGCAAGUUUCUCAGACGGUGCGCUCCAACGGAUCGCCGCCCCCACAUCACGAUAACCCGAUCAACCGAAUGAACGAGCCUGAACCCGUUGUGUUGCUGGACGAGUCCCUUGCACAUCAGGACGUGCCGCCCCACGCCCCCGCUCCUCCAUCUUCCCCUCCGCCGCCUAUUCCGUCCUUUCACAAGCCAUUGACAUCUCGACCUCAUGUAUCUGGUCGCAAACCAAGUAAAGGUGGCGGAGUGCAGAUGGUUUUGGAGGAAACAGGUAGCUGGAGCGAGCUAGCCGACCACAAUGUUACGACCCUCUCAGGUGAUGGAUAUGACAGUCUAAGUGGCCGCAAGAACCGUGGCGUGUUCGGCUUCCUGCGGUCUAAGGGCCGGGACCGGAGUCCGAAACCGACAGAGCCAGGCGUUUUGGGCAAGGAGGGAACCAGGCAGAUUAUUAAUUAGUUUCGGUGGAGUACUGUCACCUUGAAUGCUUCUGAUCUGCGCGGUUCGGACUCAUUUGACAGCGGUUCUAUGGAGUUGCUGACUAUCACCACCGCUGCAUCUUGGGAUGGAUAAAAAAAAAAAAAAAAAAAAGGACCAAAAUGCUUUUACAAUUCUUUUUCGCUUGAGAGAUGAAGGCUCGCUGUAUUUUCGACCCAGCGCUGAACACGUCUCUCGAUUUGAUUUUGCUUGUUCUACUGAUCCCUUGAAUUCUUCCGAAAGUGCGGAACAGUCGAAGAUUCCGCUCCCCCCUUUUCUAUUUCCCCUUUCGAUUCAGUGCAAGUUCUCAUAUAAUUAUUCUGGUUUUGCUACGGAGUUGUACAGAGGGGGCUGGCAGGCAUUGACAUACCUAUAUACGACAUUGCAUAAUCAGCAUAUUGGAUGAGGUUUUCUGGCGCGGUUUGAAGCGGUUCAUUUGCUGUCAUUCUUCGGAGGCGUUUUGCAUGCAUAUUUCUUUGCUCAUGGCCGGCUGUACGAGACAGGACGCUGAUUUGCCGUCUGUUAUAGACUUAUUCUAUAUAGCUUAUAAUUACUAUUUUGUCCAC